AUGAGCCCUAGGUGGAGCUAUGGGGCCGCCUGCCUGCUGCUGGUCGGCUGGGCGGCUGGGUCCUGCCCGGCGGACACCUCUUCCUGCCCCUGCUACCUCUUUGACGACGGCCUCUUCCUCGAGUGUCCCGACUCCACAGUCUCCCUCGUCAGUCGGGUCCUCUCCUCCUUCACCGAACCUAUCCAAUCCUUCUCUCUCUACGGCCUCGAUAAGGAGGUGACUCAACUUGGGGGGGACAUCUUCCCCCCCGGCAUCAAGAUCAGGCACUUGCAGAUAUCACACUCCAAUCUCCGAGCGCUAUCACAGAAUUCCCUUGAACACCUUUCCUCAGACCUUGAGGCUUUGAGCAUUGUUUCCGGGAAAUUAGAAGCAGUCCCCCAAAAAGCUCUCACUGACCUCAAGACCCUCCGACUAUUGGAUCUAGAAGCUAACGAAAUCAAUCGCCUCCCGAGUUACAUUUUCUACGGACUCAGCUUGGCGACUAUUAACCUAAAAGGAAACGCCGUAAAAGAAAUGUCAGAGUAUGCAUUCGCCGGUCUCGAAAACACACUGACUGAAAUCGACCUCUCAGAAAACAAAAUUGAUAUCUUUCCCAUGACUUCACUGAGAAGGUUAGAGAACCUGAAAAACUUGCGGCUCUCGUGGAACGAGAUAUCUUCCAUCGUAGACGACGGCUAUUCCAAACUGCAUCGACUACAUUCUCUGGAUUUGAGUUCCAACAACUUUGAAUCCCUUACAGAAGACGCGUUCCGUCCUAUUCAAAAUAAACAUUUGGUUGAACUGCGGCUUGAAGACAAUUCAUUUCAUAAUAUUCCAUACUUGGCUUUAAACAACAUUUCCACUCUGGAAAUUCUUAUUCUUUCACGAAAUUCAAUAGGUUCAUUGGAUAUCGCUCAGCUCUCGAGACUCUACAAAUUAAGAGAACUUUACUUGAACAGCAAUAUACUGACCUCUCUUACAGGUUUUGCAUCUGCGAAUUUCACUCAUCUUUCGACUGUGGAUAUGAGUAGAAAUUCCCUUUCUGCUCUCCCUGCCAACUUCUUUCAUGGCGCAGAAGUGCUGAAAAGGUUGGACUUAUCAGAGAACCGACUUCGGCAAGUGCCUACAACAGCGCUUUCUGGUAGUAACAUUCCCAGCCUGGUUUGGCUGAAUCUGAGUAGCAACCCUCUAUCCCAGCUCCAGGAACUUGCCAAGUCCUAUCCCUCCCUCCAGGAACUUCAUAUCAGCGGGACCAAUCUCACCUACCUCACCUCAAUGGACUUUGAGCCAUUUCCUCAUCUCCUACACCUUUACCUCGGAAGAAAUCGUGUGUCUCGUGUGUCUCCGGGCGCUUUUCGAACGCUGAAAAGCCUUCUCUCACUAGACUUAGGGAUUAACGAGCUCGAGAUCCUUCCACAAGAGAGGCUUCAUGGAUUGACUUUUCUGCGUCACCUGAACCUAACGCAUAACAAAUUGAUGGAUUUAGAAGAGUUCCCGGUCACUCUCAAAGCAUUGCAAGUGAUCGAUCUAUCGUUCAACCAGAUAUCUUCCAUCACAAUGGGAACCUUCCGGCAUCUGGAGAACCUCGGAGAGCUCUAUCUCUAUGGGAAUUGGAUAACGGAUAUAGCUAGUGACUCUUUUAGGCCUUUGAAGAAACUGAAGCUUCUAGACAUAUCAAGAAACUAUUUGCAAACUCUGCCUCUCAAUGCCUUCCGACCAUUGGAAACACAGAUCAGAAGUCUCAAAACGGAAGAUCUGCCCCCACCACUCGCCGUAACGCGGGAAACUCAAACCACCUUUGGCACAAACAGAGAAUUUAGGAUUGUAACGAUUGAAUAG
Molecule: messenger RNA, 1818 nt
Organism: Nezara viridula (southern green stink bug)
Lineage: Eukaryota; Metazoa; Arthropoda; Insecta; Hemiptera; Pentatomidae
Source: the annotation of a GenBank genome assembly